GAUUUCCAAUAUAAAUCAUGCGAACCAAUAAGAAAGUUUUCAAUUACAGAGAGAGACUGAGAGAGAGAGAGUCAGAGAGAGAGAGAGUAAUGCAGUUUGCAAGAAGAAGAUACCCACCACGAGAAGGUCUAGAGAUGCCGGCGGCCGAACCGAACCGAACCAGCCGAAGAAGUCACGGGUCGGGUCUAAGGACCCGGCUGGCUUGCACGUGUUCAGGCCGGCCUGGCUCAGCUCGGUGCGUGCGGCACGGUUAUAUGGUUCCAAGCAGAGAGAAGCUAAUGAGGAGAGCAAGUGACGGAAACAGAGAGAUACUGAAGAGAGCCUUGACGCCGCCUAGCCACCGUCGUAUAAGCCACCACUGGUGGAAUUUCCGGCCAACUCCAAGCCGACUCUGUAAUAUGUCUUCUGCUUGAUUCUUCCUUUUUCUUUUUCUUUUGGAGGGUUUUGCUCAAAAUUACACAAUACAUAACCUUUUUUACUUCAUGUUAUGUGAACUUCUAAUCUCAAUAGGGAUCGAAUAAAAAUGUUUAUGUGGUGUAUUCAA
Messenger RNA from Eutrema salsugineum, 544 nucleotides. RefSeq lists its product as uncharacterized. NCBI's taxonomy places the organism in Eukaryota, Viridiplantae, Streptophyta, Magnoliopsida, Brassicales, Brassicaceae. Bases 18 to 413 code for a protein of 131 amino acids. The transcript has a single exon. The record is from RefSeq and is a predicted model, not a curated record.